Molecule: messenger RNA, 2010 nt
Organism: Beauveria bassiana ARSEF 2860
Lineage: Eukaryota; Fungi; Ascomycota; Sordariomycetes; Hypocreales; Cordycipitaceae
Product: taurine catabolism dioxygenase TauD
Exons: 3
Coding region: 1-2010 (669 amino acids)
Molecular function (GO): oxidoreductase activity
Source: RefSeq, a predicted model, not a curated record
AUGGCAGCAGCAGUCAGCACCUCAGACUCGAUAUUCGUCAAAGCCUUCAACUCUCCUCCUCAAACCCCUCCCAAGAUGGCCGUCGAAGGAUCUGGAGCUUCAUCACCGCUGGCGGCAAAGCUCUCCGUCUUUUCCUCAGCUACGCCUUCCUCUGCAGAACUCGAUGCCGCUUCACUGGAAACUGCCGCCAAGGUUCUCCAGAUUAUUGAUCGUUAUCGCCUUCGCAAAGGCUCUAGCGAAACCACAAAGGCUGAUGAAGGUGCUCUCAAAUUCUUGGCCCUCAUCUACAGCCAUGUCAAGGCUAAGGAAGUUAUCCCCAUGUGCCUUCCGGCCUUUCCUUUCAAAUCUCCCAACUCAGUCUCCAAAGUGCUUGGAAAGCUUCCCGACAGAGCCGAGGAUUUGGCACUCGCCCACCUCAACGGCAUUUGCGCGUCUAUCCAGCGCGUAUACGCCCCUGGCGCCAAACUCACAAUCAUCUCCGACGGUCUGGUAUACAAUGAUCUCCUAGGAGUCGCAGACAAGGAUGUUUGGGCAUACGGAGAGUCGCUCCGUAAACUCGCUAUUGAGCGGGAAUAUACAAACAUUGCAUUCUGCCGUCUGCGCGAUCUCGUCAACAUCGAUCUUCCAGACGAGCUAGACGAGAUUACCUAUGUUUCCAACGCAACCAACUUCCGCCGCGCUUUGCUGAACCGAUUCAGCCGACCAGACUGGAACUGGAAGGAGGUCAGCCAAAACGAAGACGUUUGCCUCACAUAUCGGGGCUACAUCAGAUUCCUUGAAACCGAUCUGCAGCAUGUAUACCCAGUUGGCGAGAACCGUUCCAAGACGAAAUUCAAGCGCGGUACCGAGGCUAUUGCUCGCGAAAUGUUGGCUCGCGGCGAGGCCUUUGCAAAUGCGGUUCGCAAGCGAUACGGUGACUACGUCCGUCUCUCUAUCCACCCUUCCACUGGCGCCACCAAGCUGUCCAUCAGCCUUCUGCCGACGACCAGCACCUUUACAACUCCCUGGCACUGCAGUGUCGCAUACAUGCUAGACGGAACUGUUACUAGUGGAAUGCGCUCCGACUUGGAAAAGGACGAAAAACUCGAGCUGGUAUACGAGAACGACAGACCCAGCUAUUUCCGUGAAAAGUCUGAUCUCUUCUCCUGGGCGGAAGAAAAGGGCGGCAUCGAAUGCAAGCCCAUUUAUCCUUCUGGGUGGAUGAUUACCCCCAAGAAGGGGCCCAAGGCGUUGGCCUUGCCUGACAUUGAUGCCAAAAAGGUUCGCACCCUUGCCGAGCACAACUCGCCCGUCAUCAUGCGAGGCUUCGCAAACACCAUCAACCGCGAUUUAUAUCUGGAAAAGGCCCACGAGUUUGGCACACCCCUCCCCUGGAAGUUUGGUCUAAUCCUCGAGGUCAAGGAUCAGGGCGCCAACACUGCUGGCCUGAACAAUGUCCUGUCAGCCGAGUGGAUGCCUUUCCACUUUGAUGGACUCUUCAAGACGGUCAAGCAGAUCAACGACAAGGGCGAAGAGUCCCUCGUGUCGGUGCCACCCAAAUUCCAGUUCUUCAUUGGCGCCUCUGCCUCUCCCAAAGACACGGGCUUUACGCUCUUCUCCUCCUCUACCAACUUCUUCAGAUGCCUGCCCUCUUGGGUCGACAUUGAGGACCUCAAGACCAAGACCUGGUCUGUGCAGACGUCUUCGUUUGACGCGACUGCCAUGACGGGAAUCCCUCUGGUUAGCUCGCACCCGACGACAGGCAAGCCAUGCCUGCGAUACCACGAGCCCUGGCCUUCGACCAAGACGGCAUUCGAUCCGACACAUGUGGCCAUUGAGGGCCUGUCAGAGGCUGACAGCGCAAAGCUCUGCGAGGCCAUUGACGAGACCCUGCAUGACCGUCGCGUUGCCUACUACCACGCCUGGGAAAAGGGCGAUGUGGUUGUCAAUGACAACAUCCUGAUGAUGCACACUCGCAGUGACUUCCAGGGUGGCUGUGAUCGUGAGCUGUGGCGCAUUCACUUCGACUGA